AUGUCUGAGGGCACCUACAGACUCGUCACCGUGAACACUGCCCCGGAGCGGGCGCAGCGACUCAUCGGCAUUGUCGCAGAGGCCGUGAAAGACCGCUACGCGAUCGAGCAUGUCGCCAACUGCGAAGGCGAGUGGUCUAUCGGCGAAGUUGAAGCGAAACUGAAGGAGGUCCAACCGGAUCUGCUAUUCUGCGCAUCCAUGUGGACGGCCGAAGAGAGCGAGGGUAUCCAACAGAUCGGCCGCGACUCAGUGCCGGGGAUUAAGACAUACGCCAUUCCUCACGGUUUGCAGGUCAAUGGGGGGCCGGAUGCGGUCGUCGAGCACCUGAAGAAGCAAAUUCCGCUGCUGUUGGACUGA
This is a messenger RNA of Saxophila tyrrhenica, 357 nucleotides long. RefSeq lists its product as uncharacterized. Lineage: Eukaryota; Fungi; Ascomycota; Dothideomycetes; Mycosphaerellales; Extremaceae. The record is from RefSeq and is a predicted model, not a curated record. The transcript has 3 exons. Bases 1 to 357 code for a protein of 118 amino acids.